This is a messenger RNA of Theobroma umbraticum, 2085 nucleotides long. Its product is annotated as ferric reduction oxidase 4-like. Gene Ontology annotation, molecular function: ferric-chelate reductase activity. Lineage: Eukaryota; Viridiplantae; Streptophyta; Magnoliopsida; Malvales; Malvaceae. Gene Ontology annotation, cellular component: plasma membrane. The record is from RefSeq and is a predicted model, not a curated record.
AUGAGCAGCCACGCAAUGAUGCGGAUGAUAUUCCUUGUGGUUUUUCUUGGGUGGUUGAUGAUUUGGGUUAUGUUGCCAACAAAACUUUAUAAAAAUACAUGGAAACCCAAGCUAGAUAGCAAGCUCAAUUCAACUUAUUUUGCAGCACAAGGGACAAAUCUUUUGGUAUUUUCCUUCCCUAUGAUGUUCAUAGCUGCUUUUGGUUGCGCUUAUCUCCACUUUCAGAAGAAAUCGAGAGCGUCUAACUCCAAAAGCUCGGGUGCUGUUGCCUUCUUGAAACGUCCGGUGCUCGUCAUGGCUCCCCUUGGAAUCGUUUCUGCAUUGGAUCUCAUUUUUUCGGCCAUGUUUAUUGCUCUCAUGAUCUGGUCCCUCGCCAACUACUUGUAUGUCAGCUUUGGUCACCUGCACAUGGAUGGAGAUGGGGAGAAAAUAUGGCAAGCUAAAAUCCGAAGUGUAUCAUUAACACUUGGAUACAUCGGAAACAUUUGCUGGGCAUUUCUCUUCUUCCCUGUAACAAGAGCAUCGUCACUUUUGCCUCUAGUAGGGCUUACCUCAGAGUCCAGCAUCAAGUAUCAUAUUUGGCUUGGUCACGUCUCAAACAUUCUUUUUGUUGCACAUGCUAUUGGUUUCAUUAUCUACUGGGCCAUGACUGAUCAAAUGGCUGAGAUGAUUGAAUGGAGCAAAACAUAUGUAUCAAAUGUAGCUGGAGUGAUUGCAAUUGUAAUUGCAAUACCAAUGUGGGUGACAAGCUUGCCUCGCUUUAGGCGAAAGAUGUUUGAAGUGUUCUUCUACACCCACCAUCUCUACCUUUUAUACAUGGUCUUCUAUGUGUUGCAUGUUGGCGAUGCACAUUUCUGCAUGAUCCUUCCUGGAAUCUUCCUUUUCCUCAUUGAUCGAUUCUUGAGAUUCUUGCAAUCCGGACACCGUGCCAGACUAUUGUCAGCACGCGUCUUGCCAUGUGGCGUCGUUGAACUGAAUUUCUCCAAGGCUCCUGGGUUGUAUUAUAAUCCGACCAGCGUCUUAUUUGUGAAUGUGCCGAGAAUUUCCAAGCUGCAGUGGCAUCCUUUUACAAUAGCUUCCAAUUGCAACAUGGAACAGGAUAAGCUCAGCGUGAUCAUAAAAAAUGGAGGAAGUUGGUCUCAGAAGUUGUACCAAGAAAUCUCUUCCUCUAAUUUGGAUCAUCUUGAAAUAUCAACUGAAGGACCGUAUGGACCUCAUUCAGAUCAUUUUCUAAGGCAUGAGUCUUUGGUGUUGGUGUGCGGAGGCAGUGGUAUUACUCCUUUUAUAUCCAUAAUCCGAGAGAUAAUUUUCCAAAGCCAGAAGCCUGAUUUCAAGGUUCCACGUGUUGUUAUGAUUUGUGCCUUCAAGAACUCAGCUGACCUUGCCAUGCUUGACUUGCUGCUUCCCAUCUCUGGUACUCCUGCACAAAUUUCCCAAUUACAAUUUCAGAUUGAAGCAUAUAUCACCAGGGAGAAAGAUCAGCCAAACGCUGACACCCAGAAACCUCUCCAAACAAUAUGGUUCAAGCCAAGCCUCUUAGACUCACCCAUUUCUGCAACGCUAGGGCCCAACAGUUGGCUAUGGCUUGGCGCCGUAGUCUCAUCAUCAUUCAUUAUGUUCCUGCUGCUUUUGGGCAUCGUGACACGUUACUACGUAUAUCCUAUAGAUCACAACACGGGAAAGAUCUACCAUUUCUCUUAUAGAGCACUUUGGGACAUGUUCCUUGUUUGUGCUUGCAUUUUCCUCGUUUCCAGUUUAGUAUUCUUCUGGCGCAAGAAACAGAAUGCAAUGGAAAUGAACCAAAUUCAGAACACAGAAGUACCAACACCAACAACAACAUCAGGAUCAUGGUUUUGUGGUGCAGACAGAGAGCUGGAAAGCCUUCCGCAUCAAUCCCUUGUCCAAGCAACCAAGGUGCAUUUUGGUUCAAGACCUGAUCUCAAGAAAAUACUAUUCGAUUUAAAAGAAUCAGACAUAGGGGUGCUUGCAUGCGGACCAAGGAAGAUGCGCCACGAGGUUGCAAAAAUUUGUGCAUCUGGAUUGGCAGAGAACCUGCACUUUGAGUCCAUUAGCUUCACUUUGUGA